This is a messenger RNA of Corylus avellana, 1050 nucleotides long. RefSeq names its product F-box protein At4g35733-like. The record is from RefSeq and is a predicted model, not a curated record. NCBI's taxonomy places the organism in Eukaryota, Viridiplantae, Streptophyta, Magnoliopsida, Fagales, Betulaceae.
AUGUCGUGGGCUGACCUCCCAGAAGAGUUGCUAGAGAUCAUCUUGAAGCAGCCAACAUAUGCCGUUAAUCUUUACCACUACCGCGACGUGUGUCGUUCAUGGCGGUCCGUCGUCGACAAACAGUUAUGCUCGUCACCUCCGCAUCUACUUUUGUACGAAAAGCAAAACGGAGUUGUAAAACGCAUACGUUUGUCGGAUGUUUUCACCGGCGACUCAAGCAUCCUUGAAAUUCCGGAAUUCAAGGUACGUGAUGGGCGGAGCUUGGUCCUCAGGAGCGUCCACCCGUGGCAUCGUUGGCUGGUAAUGCACGGCACCACACCCAACUGUUACUCCGGCCGCAGCCGCAGCCACAGCCGCAACCGCAAGAAUCUCGCUCAUCAUAUCUGUCUCUAUAACCCAUUCUCAAACGCUCGGAUACGGCUCCCUGCGUUCACACUUGACCAAUCUCUUGACACCCUGAACCGCAAGUUCGUUUUCUCAUCUCAACCCACAAAUCCAACUUCAAUUGCUUUAGCCGUUCGUGAUGGGCGAUUUCUUGAGAAGUUGAUGUUUUUGAAACCAGGAGAUGAGGAGUGGACAACCUUUGUUAAUGGUAUUGAGAAGCGGAUAUGGGUUAUGGAUAUUAUAUGUUACAAGGGUGGCUUCUGUGCACUUGACUGGUACGAAAAUAUCAUACAAUUUGAGUUGAGCCCUGUUCCUCGUGUCAAAAAAACCCCAACUAAAUUUAAUAGAUCAAGUCAGGAUCCAGAUGAGUAUGAGGAUGAUUAUGAGUUUCUGGUGGAAUCUCUGUGUGGGGAUAUGUUGAUGGUUCAUGUAUUUUGUAACCUCCUGGAGACCAUAAAGUUCAAGGUUUACAAAUUGGAUUGGGAGAGGAUGGAGUGGGAUGAGAUCAAAAGAUUGGGUGAAGAAGCAAUUUUCUUGUGCUGUGAUGGAUCUGCGUGCAUACGAGCUGAUGACUCUACCAUAUACAAGCCUAAUUGCAUCUAUGAUAUCUUCCAUGGGGAUUUUCGGGUAUAUGACUUGGGAAAUGAAACUAUCGGAGUAAUGUAG